Neoarius graeffei (lesser salmon catfish) is the source of this 525-nucleotide messenger RNA. RefSeq names its product gamma-crystallin M2-like. The coding region runs from base 1 to 525 and encodes 174 amino acids. The record is from RefSeq and is a predicted model, not a curated record. Lineage: Eukaryota; Metazoa; Chordata; Actinopteri; Siluriformes; Ariidae. Gene Ontology annotation, molecular function: structural constituent of eye lens. Gene Ontology annotation, biological process: lens development in camera-type eye; visual perception. The transcript has 3 exons.
AUGGGAAAGAUUAUUUUUUACGAGGACAGGAAUUUCCAAGGCCGUAGUUAUGAGUGCAGCAGCGACUGCGCAGAUCUACACUCCUUUUUCAGCCAAUGUAACUCCAUCAGAGUGGAAAAUGGCUGCUUCAUGAUCUAUGAAUGGCCAAAUUACACAGGUCACCAGUAUUUCAUGAAAAAAGGUGACUAUCCUGGCUUCCACAGUUGGAUGGGUGUCAGCAGCAGUAUCAGAUCCUGUCGCGUAAUUCCACCGUACAGAGGCUCAUACAGACUAAGACUCUAUGAAAAGGCUGACUUUAAUGGUCAUAUGAUGGAGUUCAUGGAUGAUUGUUCCUCUGUUUCGGACCGUUUCCAUCACCGCCAUGUUUACUCCUGUAAAGUGUUGGAUGGCUAUUGGAUCUUCUAUGAGUAUCCCAACUACAGAGGCAGGCAGUACUUCCUGAAACCUGGACAGUACAGGAGAUAUCGUGACUGGUGUGCUACUUGUUCCAUUGUAGGCUCUUUCAGACGCAUCACUGAUUUUUAA